This is a messenger RNA of Zingiber officinale, 1091 nucleotides long. Its product is annotated as general transcription factor 3C polypeptide 6-like. Bases 331 to 753 code for a protein of 140 amino acids. Gene Ontology annotation, biological process: transcription by RNA polymerase III. The transcript has 6 exons. NCBI's taxonomy places the organism in Eukaryota, Viridiplantae, Streptophyta, Magnoliopsida, Zingiberales, Zingiberaceae. Gene Ontology annotation, cellular component: transcription factor TFIIIC complex. The record is from RefSeq and is a predicted model, not a curated record.
GAGUCUUCUCUGACUAUCAGGCUUCGCGUCUCUUCGCGCACCAAUGCUGUUCCGCCGCCGCCGUUCGUGCCGGCGUCGCUUUGCUCACGAGUAGCCGACAUCAAUCAUCACCGGCCGUCGCAAACAGUUUCCUUUCUGCUGCAGUUUAUCGUCCUCCUUCCCGACGCACCGCAAGUUUCACUGCCGGCGGACAAUCCUCGUUCUUUCCCAUCGCGAGCAUCCGGGGAAUAACCUCAGCCAGAAGCCUGCCGCAGGGAGCCGCCGCCGGAGAAGAGGUCGCGAGCGGCUAAGAAUCGGAUCACCCAUUUGUCUUUUACUGAGAUUACAAGAAUGGAUAGCAAUCUGACAAAAGCUAACCAAGUUGAGGAUGAAGAAGAGUAUAUUUUGCUUGACUUGGAUGAUGUGUGUGUUGAUGCAGAUAUUCCAGCCAAUACUCCCUUUGUCCUCUCUGGUUUGGACACGAUGAAUCCUGUCUUGGCCAUUGGUGAUCAUCUAAAACUAAUUGGAGAAUACCAAGAGACGAUGGGAACAUGUUAUAUCUUCACUGAAAGUGAUGAAGCACCUACUACGACUUGCCCUGACACUACAACUUCUGAAACAAACUCUUCGAAGGAUAAAAAAAUCAUUGAUGCGAAACAAGCCCUGGCGCAUCAGGUUAAGCCCAUAGCUAGUCUUCAAAAAAUUCUCAAAUUCAAGCUGGUGACGGAGGAUCCAAAUGGGAUGGUAGAAGGGAUGAUCACUAGCAUGUCAUGAUUCUUUUUCUUGAUUCCUAUGUUAUUUUUUAUUUUCUUUCCUGAAAAUAUAUCUCUAGGGUGCCAGUUGGUUGCACCCAGACGAUCUAGACAUGUAGUGGACUAAAUUAAAGCAAAGUGUAUCCAACAAGGAAGAGAGAGACCAUGAGUUGGAAUUUUGAUUUGGAAGUAGAGCACUGCAUAAAGUAGCCACAAGUUUGAUAUCUAAAUGAACAUGUUGAGCUGCUGAGGUCAGUAAUUCUCUUCAUCCAAUCAACUUCUUGAAUAUGUCUAGAAGACAACCAUGUGGAUCCAAAUGGGUGCAUUUAUUUAUUGAAGAAUUUGAUGGAUUCAACUCUA